This is a messenger RNA of Solenopsis invicta (red fire ant), 1783 nucleotides long. Its product is annotated as aromatic-L-amino-acid decarboxylase. The coding region runs from base 165 to 1607 and encodes 480 amino acids. The record is from RefSeq and is a predicted model, not a curated record. The transcript has 11 exons. NCBI's taxonomy places the organism in Eukaryota, Metazoa, Arthropoda, Insecta, Hymenoptera, Formicidae. Gene Ontology annotation, molecular function: aromatic-L-amino-acid decarboxylase activity; pyridoxal phosphate binding. Gene Ontology annotation, biological process: serotonin biosynthetic process; amino acid metabolic process; catecholamine metabolic process.
CGGCAAUUCGUCGUGCAACAACGGUCGUGAGCACUUCACCAGCUUCACCAGCUCGCGGAGUCAUCACGGACACGUGGAUAUCAUUGCUGUCAAAGAUUGCUCAGUGAAUCGCCGCCAGAUUAUCGAGGCUCGCGCGUUACUUCAAACGUAGAAGAAGACAAAUCAUGGAUCCCGAUAGCUUCAAGGAGUACGCGAAGGAUAUGGCGGAAUAUAUCACAAACUAUUUGGAAAAUAUUAGAGACAGGAGAGUUUUGCCUACGGUGGAGCCAGGAUAUAUGAAACCGCUUUUACCGUCCGAAGCACCGCAAUCUCCAGAACAGUGGCAGGAUAUAAUGGCUGAUAUCGAAAGAGUGAUAAUGCCAGGUGUUACUCAUUGGCACAGUCCAAAAUUCCACGCAUACUUUCCCACUGCGCAAUCGUAUCCUGCGAUUCUGGCCGAUAUGUUAAGCGGAGCUAUUGCAUGCAUCGGAUUUACCUGGAUUGCGAGUCCGGCCUGUACAGAACUAGAAGUAAUCGUACUGGAUUGGUUAGGAAAAAUGCUGGACUUGCCGAAAGAAUUUCUGGCCUGCAGCGGUGGAAGAGGCGGUGGCGUCAUUCAGGGUACUGCUAGCGAAGCCACUUUGGUAGCGUUACUAGGAGCGAAGGACAAAAAGAUAAAGCAAGUUAAAGAGCAGCAUCCCGAUUGGACGGAAAACGAGAUCAUCAGUAAACUAGUCGCAUACUGUUCUUGCCAAGCACAUAGUUCGGUUGAACGCGCUGGACUUCUUGGUGGAGUAAAAUUUAGACAGUUGGAAGUCGAUGAAAAACACAAGCUGCGCGGUGACACAUUCGCUGAAGCAAUCAGGAAGGAUAAAGAGCAAGGCCUCAUACCAUUUUAUGCCGUUGCUACUUUGGGUACUACUGUUAAUUGCGCCUUUGAUCGUCUCGAUGAAAUGGGCAUUGUAGCAAAUCGUGAAGACGUUUGGCUGCAUGUAGACGCUGCUUAUGCAGGAUCCGCUUUUAUUUGCCCGGAAUUUAGAUACUUAAUGAAAGGCAUCGAAAUGGCAGAUUCAUUCAAUUUCAAUCCGCAUAAAUGGAUGUUAGUUAAUUUUGACUGCUCUGCCAUGUGGCUUAAGGAUCCGACAUGCGUCAUAAACGCUUUUAAUGUCGAUCCUUUGUACCUGAAACACGAUAUGCAAGGGGCAGCACCGGAUUACAGGCAUUGGCAGAUUCCACUUGGACGCAGAUUCCGAUCUCUGAAACUUUGGUUUGUAUUGAGACUCUACGGAGUUGAAAACCUUCAAAAGUUCAUCAGAUCGCACGUUGCUCAAGCACACGAAUUCGAAGCGUUAGUCCUUACCGACCCUCGCUUCGAAAUUGUAGGUGAAGUUAUCAUGGGAUUAGUUUGCUUCCGACUGAAGGGAUCCAACGAACUCAACGAAGUCCUGCUAAAGAGAAUCAACGGUGCAGGAAAUAUUCAUCUCGUCCCGUCAAAGAUAAAGGACACGUACUUCCUGCGAUUUUCCGUCUGUUCUCGAUUCAGCGAGAGCAAGGAUAUACAGUAUUCCUGGAAAGAGAUCAAGCUGAGAGCCAGCGAGGUUCUCGAAGAGCAAUCGCUUUCAAAGUGAUGGCGCGCUCAGAUAGCUCGCGGUUGUAGAUCGUUAGCGCCUGCCACUUGCAACCAAUCCUAGCUUCAAGUAUUUCCUUACACCCAGCGGCUUUCGAGGACCAAAUAGGUUAAAGUGACGAGUGAUUAUAGACGGUCUCAAAAUUAUGCGAAAAUAAAGUAUAAAUUUUUCAAGAA